AGCGCGAGCGCCUGCGGACGGACGGACGGACCGACGGCGGCGGCACCGACACCAACAACAACAACAACAACAGCAACAGCAGCCGCUGGCGCCACACCCCGGCACCGGGGACAGCCCCCACACUUUCUCCACUCCUCCUUCUCGGCACCAAGGUCGUGCUCCAUGCUCCGCUCGAGCCCCGGGGCUAUUCCUGCUCAAAGAAACUUGACCUUGGAUACAAACCAGCAAAGCAUCAAUGUUUGAGGAAUUAAAGGUUGAGGAAUUAUGUGAUUGCGAGAGGACACGGAUCUCACGAUGCUAACAUUUUACACAAACAGGGCAAAUGUAGACGUCUGUGAAACUUCUUUGCUGGAACAAAUGAAAUGACAGAAACACUGGAUGUAUGAGAGGACCUGUAUUGUGAAAUCUCAGCAUGGCAGGAUUACAGCUCAUGACGCCUGCUUCAUCACCAAUGGGCCCUUUUUUUGGACUGCCGUGGCAACAGGAAGCUAUCCAUGAUAACAUUUUUACACCACGGAAAUAUCAGGUUGAACUUCUAGAAGCAGCUUUGGAACAUAAUACUAUCGUUUGUUUAAAUACUGGCUCAGGGAAGACUUUUAUUGCAGUGCUACUCACAAAGGAGUUAUCUCAUCAGAUCAGGGGACAGUUCAACAAGAAUGGCUCGAGGACUGUGUUUUUAGUUAGUUCAACAUCCUCUGUGGCUCAGCUAGCAGCAGCUGUCAAGACUCAUUCUGAUCUGAAGGUUGGGGAGUAUUCUGUUAUGGAGAACGUUGAGUCAUGGACAUGGGAAGAAUGGAAUAAACGCUUCAGUGGACAGCAGGUGCUAGUUAUGACUUGCCACAUCUUCUUGCACAUAUUGAAGAGAGGCUACAUUCUCCUCUCGAAUAUCAACCUGCUGGUGUUUGAUGAAUGUCACCUUGCAAUUAAAGACCAUCCCUAUCAGGAAAUUAUGAAGAUGUGCGAGCAAAAUCCCUCGUGCCCUCGUAUCUUGGGAUUAACUGCCUCCAUUUUAAACGGGAAAUGUGACCCUUCUGAACUGGAGGAGAAGAUUCUGAAGCUGGAAAAGAUUCUCAGGAGCAGUGCAGAGACUGCCACUGACCUGGUGGUGUUGGACAAGUAUUCUUCUCAGCCUCAUGAGGUUGUGCUCGAUUGUGGCCCAUAUGAGGAUAAAAGUGGAUUAUAUAAAAAACUUUUAAAAGAAUUGGAUGAAGCACUUAAUUUUAUUAAUGACUUCAAUAAUGUAUCUGCACGCUGUGAUGAUCGAGGCCCAACUUCAAUCCCUAAGCAGGUACUGGUAGAUUGCCGUGCUGUGCUAACCGUUCUAGGGCCUUGGUGUGCUGAUAAAGUAGCUGGGAUGAUGGUGAGGGAGCUCCAGAAAUACAUCAAGCAUGAGCAGGAGGAGUUGAACAGGAAGUUCCUUUUGUUUACAGAUACUCUUCUGAGGAAAAUUCAUGCACUCUGUGAAGAACACUUCUCACCUGCUACUCUCGAUCUGAAAUACGUGACCCCAAAAGUUAGCAAACUGUUGGAAAUCUUGCAUGAGUACAAACCUUUUGAGCGGCAGCAGUUUGAAAGUGUUGAGUGGUACAACAAUCGGAACCAGGACAAUUAUGUGUCGUGGAGUGACUCUGAAGAUGAGGACGAAGAAAUAGAGGAGAAAGAAAAGGCUGACACUAACUUUCCAUCUCCUUUCACUAAUAUACUUUGUGGGAUUAUUUUUGUGGAGAGACGCUACACGGCAGUUGUUCUAAACAGAUUAAUAAAGGAAGCUGGUAAACAGGAUCUGGAGUUGUCUUAUGUCAGCAGUAAUUUUAUAACUGGUCAUGGCAUCGGAAAGAACCAACCUCGUAAUAAACAGAUGGAAGUUGAAUUCAGGAAACAAGAAGAGGUGCUGAGAAAAUUCCGAGCGCACGAAACCAAUUUACUCAUCGCAACUAGCGUUGUUGAGGAGGGAGUUGAUGUUCCAAAAUGCAAUCUGGUAGUUCGAUUUGAUUUGCCAACAGAAUAUCGUUCCUACGUGCAAUCUAAAGGCAGAGCGCGAGCUCCCAUUUCAAACUACAUCAUGCUGUCAGAUUCUGACAAAAUUGAAGACUUCAAAGAGGAUCUCAAAACCUACAAAGCAAUUGAAAAGAUUCUCCGAAACAAAUGUUCAAAGUCUGUAAAUUCCGCUGAAGUGGAGGUAGAACCUGUAACUGAUGACGAUGAGCUGCUUCCUCCGUAUGUACUGAGACCAGAAGACAGCAGCCCGCGAGUCACUAUCAACACUGCCAUUGGACAUGUGAACAGAUACUGUGCCAGAUUACCCAGUGAUCCCUUCACACAUCUGGCUCCAAAGUGCAAAACUCAAGAACUAUUAGAUGGUACUUUUCAGUCAACUCUCUACCUUCCAAUCAACUCGCCCCUCCGUAUCCCAGUAACUGGUCUUCCAAUGCCCUGUACGAGAUUGGCUGAGAAAGCAGCAGCCCUUCUUUGCUGUGAACGGCUGCACAAAAUAGGUGAGCUGGACGAUCACUUGAUGCCGGUCGGAAAAGAAACAGUGAAGUAUGAGGAAGAGCUUGAUUUGCACGACGAAGAAGAAACCAGUAUUCCUGGGAGACCCGGUUCCACAAAACGGAGACAAUGCUACCCUAAAGCAAUUCCUGAAUGUCUGAGGAACAGUUACCCCAAAGCAAAUCAACCUUGCUACCUUUAUGUGAUUGGCAUGGUGUUGACCACUCCUCUACCUGAUGAGCUCAACUUCAGAAGGAGAAAGCUGUACCCGCCAGAAGAUACAACCAGAUGUUUCGGGAUUCUGACUGCCAAACCAAUACCGCAGAUUCCACAUUUUCCGGUAUAUACACGUUCUGGUGAGGUUACCAUAUCUAUUGAAUUGGGCAAAUUGGACUUCACAUUGAGUACCAAGCAGCUGGAGCUGAUCACUAGGCUACACCAGUAUAUCUUCUCUCACAUUCUUCGUCUGGAGAAACCUGCACUAGAAUUCAAGCCUACAGAAGCUGAUGCAGCCUAUUGUGUUCUACCUCUCGAUAUAGUUGAUGGUUGCAGCCAUUUGGAUAUUGACUUCGCCUUUAUGGAAGAUAUAGAAAGGUCAGAAGCUCGCACAGGCAUUCCCAAUACACAGUACACAAAGGACAAGCCGUUCACAUUUAAUCUGGAAGAUUAUCAGGAUGCAGUUAUCAUUCCAAGAUAUCGAAACUUUGACCAGCCUCAUCGCUUCUAUGUGGCCGAUGUGUACACAGAUCUCACCCCUCUCAGUAAAUUCCCUUCCCCCGAGUACGAAACAUUUGCAGAGUAUUAUAAAACCAAGUACAAUCUGGAUCUGACCAACUUGAACCAGCCUUUGCUGGACGUGGACCACACAUCUUCCAGACUGAAUCUUCUCACCCCUCGUCACUUGAAUCAGAAAGGAAAAGCACUUCCUUUAAGUAGUGCGGAGAAGCGCAAGGCCAAAUGGGAGAGUCUGCAAAACAAGCAGAUUCUUGUCCCAGAACUCUGCGCUAUUCAUCCUAUCCCAGCUUCCUUGUGGAGAAAGGCCGUAUGCCUUCCCAGUAUUCUUUAUCGACUGCACUGUCUAUUAACAGCAGAGGAGCUGCGAGCCCAAACAGCGAAAGAAGCGGGUGUGGGAAUCGAAGCUCUCCCAUCAAACUUCAGGUAUUCCAACCUAGACUUUGGGUGGAAAAAGUCUAUAGACAGCAAAGCUUAUAUCCUGGUUGCCAGCUCCUGUACAGAUGAAAAUGAGUGUUCUUGUAAGCACAGCACAACUGUAGCCCCUGAAGAUGCUGCACAUCGAGGUGCUAUCGACGAGAGCUCCUCAAUUGAGAACCUUCACCAGAUGUCUGUGAACAAAACCACCAAGAGUCUGUCGCCCAAAAAGCCCUUCAGUGCUGACAAAGUCACCAAGAGCACAAUACCAGUUAAUGGUGUAGUUUGCACCGAAAGCCUAACCAAUGGAAGUGCUGAACUGCUGAACCAAGGGUGCAUUUGCCAUCAGAAUCAAAUUAACUCUUACAGGCAUGACCUAUUCGUACAACCAGCUACCUCAGUUCCCAUGCAUAACACACAUCGCAGUGAGAACCAGCCCAAGCCCAGUUUUGAAUGUAAUCUACAAAGUAAUAACCGAGACGGAAUUACUAACAAAUCUACCUCAGAUUGUUGCUCAAAAGAGGCAGUUUCCUGCAAUUCCUCAGAGCCUCUGGCAAUUCCGCAAUGGAUUUUGGAUUCGGGUGACUGCCCCCCUGAAGCGUAUACAACUGAAACCCUCGGCCCUAACCCUGGUCUGAUUCUCCAAGCCCUGACCUUGUCAAAUGCCAGUGAUGGCUUCAACCUGGAGCGCCUGGAGAUGCUUGGCGAUUCGUUUCUGAAGCACGCCAUAACAACAUAUCUCUUCUGUACAUACCCAGAUGCCCACGAAGGGCGGUUGUCUUACAUGAGGAGUAAGAAGGUCAGCAACUGCAAUCUCUAUCGCCUUGGAAAGAAGAAAGGUCUUCCUAGUCGAAUGGUCGUCUCGAUAUUUGACCCACCCGUUAAUUGGCUCCCUCCUGGCUACGUGGUAAAUCAGGACAAAUACAUUGCAGACAAGAGCGAAAUGAAAGACAUGGCUGAAUCAGGGCAAGUGGCUAAUGGUGAUCCCUAUGAUGAUGAUGAUGAAGAUGAUGAUGAUGAUGACGAUGAUGAUGAUGAUGAUGAUGAUGAAGAGGAGGAUGAUGACCCCGAUUUCCCUGAAGAUCUGUUGUGGACAGCACAGAAGGAGGAAGCAGAAUACGAUGAUGACUUCUCAGAGUACGAUCAAGAGCAUAUAAAGUUCAUCGACAAUAUGCUAAUGGGGUCUGGGGCAUUUGGGAAGAAGAUCUCGCUGCCUGCUUUCCCGCCUGCUGAUCCAACCUUCGAAUGGAAGCCUCCGAAAAAAGCUGCCACAGGAAACGGUCAUUCCUUCUCUGGCGAUGAGUUUGACUACAGCUCGUGGGACGCCAUGUGCUACCUGGACCCCAGCAAGGCCACAGAUGAAGAUGAUUUUGUGGUGGGUUUCUGGAACCCCUCCGAAGAGAAUGGUGGCGUUGACACAGGCAAGCAGAGCAUCUCUUACGACUUGCACACGGAGCAAUGCAUAGCAGACAAGAGCAUUGCUGAUUGUGUGGAGGCUUUACUGGGCUGUUACCUGACCAGCUGUGGUGAGAGAGCUGCCCAGCUUUUCCUCUGCUCACUGGGGUUGAAAGUCCUUCCAGCAGAAGCGAAGCUGGGCGAUGAGAGAAAAUGGCCGCCAGAGGAGCAGGGCACCUUUAAUUUGAACGAUAAGCCAGGGGGGAUUAAAAUUGUUUCUUUGUCCCACUUGAAAUCUCCCUGCAAAGGUCAGGAAUAUGGACACCUUCAGAUUCCACCAAGAUGCAUGUUUGAUCACCCGGAUGCCGACAGAACGCUGGGCCACCUAAUAUCGGGUUAUGAAAACUUUGAAAAGAAAAUAAACUACAGAUUCAAAAACAAGGCCUACCUUUUGCAGGCAUUUACUCAUGCCUCCUACCACUACAAUACAAUCACAGAUUGUUACCAGCGGUUGGAAUUCCUUGGAGAUGCAAUUUUGGACUACCUCAUUACCAAGCACCUUUACGAAGAUCCCCGGCAGCAUUCCCCUGGGGUGUUGACAGACCUGCGUUCAGCUCUUGUGAAUAACACCAUCUUCGCUUCUUUAGCUGUGAAAUACGACUACCACAAGUACUUUAAAGCCAUCUCGCCCGAGUUGUUCCAUGUUAUAGACGACUUUGUUCAGUUCCAGUUAGAAAAGAAUGAAAUGCAAGGAAUGGACUCCGAGCUAAGAAGAUCUGAAGAGGAUGAAGAAAAAGAAGAAGAUAUUGAAGUUCCCAAGGCCAUGGGGGAUAUCUUUGAAUCUCUCGCUGGAGCCAUCUAUAUGGACAGCAGGAUGUCCUUGGAGACGGUUUGGCAGGUGUACUACCCCAUGAUGAGACCCCUAAUAGAGAAGUUUUCAGCGAAUGUACCACGCUCUCCUGUUCGUGAGUUGUUGGAGAUGGAGCCAGAGACUGCCAAAUUUAGCCCCGCAGAGAGAACGUACGAUGGCAAAGUCCGAGUCACCGUGGAGGUGGUUGGCAAAGGAAAGUUCAAAGGAGUCGGCCGCAGUUACAGGAUUGCCAAGUCUGCGGCAGCUCGCAGAGCACUAAGGAGCCUGAAGGCAAACCAGUCUCCAUUGCAAAACAGCUGAGGAGUCAUCCUCCCUACUCCCACACCCCAGCCCAGCCCGCACCUCUUCAUAAGCUCACCUGGGGUCACGAGAAAACAAGACUGGGUCAUCGAGCGUGAGCCAGUUACUCUAUGAAGGUGUAAAGUGUUUGUACUACAGUAGUAUAAUUUAGGAUUAAUUGUGGACUAUAGUAAGCUCUUGCGCGAACACAAUCCUUCCCUCCUCCUGCCCUAUUUUGCUAGAUUAAUCACAAGAGUGCUUUAUAUUCAUUUUGCAAGCAUUUUAACAGUUGUCAGGUUUCCCUAUGAUGUUUACUUAAUUUUUUUUUAAUAUAGCUUUUUGCUUGGUGUUUAGUGAGCCAGGAAGCUUAUGCUGGUAAAGUGAUUAGUUAUUAGAUUGCACAUUUUUAGUAAUCUUGAAAUUCUUGACCUGUGCACUAGUGCCAGUCCAGCAGCAGUGUGUAAAACUGUCUAGUAUGAGCUGGUGAGAGCAAGCGAGUGUGCCAGUAUUGUCCUGUUUCCUCGUCAUCCAUUCACAUUUAGAGGUGACAUUCCCAAUCCUUGUUUUUGCACUUAAUUUAAAUAGGAACAGGUUUCACUUAAAGCAACUGGCAUUUACAGUGAGUACCAUUUGUUCAACUUAAUGCCACACAAUGAGUCUCUUGCAUUUAAUCAAAAGGGUUUUGCCUUAAUUAAAAAUAACCCCCACUUGUUUUGUUUUCUUGAACCUUUUGAUACAUUUUUAUGGCUGAUUUUACAUUCCCAUUUAAUACACGUUAUAUGAUAACUGACGGCAGCCAUCGACUGACCUCCAUCGGAGCUGCGAUUGCGUAACUUAUUGCAGAGCGAGAUGGAGUUACACGUAUAUUUUAAUACAGAACCAAUGGUUUCGGAUACUUAGAUUUGAAGCGUUGACAAUUUUCUUUUCGAUGCAAGAAGUAGCUGAAUUUCCACUCUGUGGUCUUUAGGGAAAGUGUGCAUUGUGCUGGCGACGUGAGUGCGGUGCUUCCCAACUCAAAUUUGGUGCUGCAGUACAGAAACCGUCGCUCUGGCGACACGGUGACUUUAGACAUAUCAUUCGUAAAAUAUGCUGCAGAAUAUUUUUGUAAAAUAUCGGAAGCGUUAUUUUAUUGUUGACCAGCACCUUUCCAUUUGUAAGAGAUGGAGUAAAAAUGCGCAGGUGAACGUACACCAACCCACGCAGACGCGAGUGCAUGCAGCGUACAAUAUGUAUAUGCAAGAGCGCGCGCGCACACACACACACACACACACACAAACAGACGCGCGGGAACAAGCACACACAGAGAAGCACAUGCACUUCCUCUGUGCUUGGACAAAAGCACCUAACUUUUACACCAAAGUUGUGUGUUUGUGAAGAAACCCUGUUCGUGUUUGCAUCGUUUUGUUUUAUAAAAGUUAAAACCUACGUGGCACAGGCAAGGAACAGAAAAUCCUGUGAUUAAAACAUGAUCUUGUUUAAUCAGUCUUCAGCAUUCAAGCUUUUAAAGAGAGGAUGCAUCCUACUUGGCUCAGCUCAAGGUCGUGGUUAUGUUUUCAGUAGAAACCAAUUAGGCGUUCUUCCCUUUGAAUACCUCAGUUCUUAUUUGCAUGAGUUUUUGAUUUCUCGUUAUUUUUGGUGCUAUGUUUUUAUAUUAUGCUUGAAAUGUUUAAAUAAUUGUUUUUGCACUGUAACUAUAAUACCUCUUUUAAUUUUACUUUUUGAAAAAAAAAUUACAUUUGGGAACUUUGUCUCAAUGCUCUCCAGAAAAAUCCUCUCAAGUCCCCUGCAGUUGUUACUCACCUUUACCACCGCGACGAGCUUCAGACGUUUGAAAGCAAGUCUUUCUCGCUUUUAUUGUUCACGUGAGUCGGGAGACAUGAACUUGAAAGGCGUUCGUGUACAGUUUUUACAUCCCAACCUGUCGCAUCGUUCCUGUCACUUGCAAAAGUAAAGUCUUUUAAAUCUCUCAAAAGUUAACAACUGAAGACAUAUAGCUACCUUUUAUUAAUGUACAAACUGAAAAAUGAGUCAUUGUUUUUAACACUAGUCAUAUGUACGUGAUUGAUUGCCGCGGGCUCAUUUUAAUCUGCAUCAUGGUCCAGAAAAUGGAUUUGUUCCUGUUUCCACACACUGUUACCCCAAAACCUGUUUAGAUAUCCCCGUCGUACAGGCAUAGUCCAAGGCAAGUACUCAUCUCCACGUAUCAUACGUUCAAACGAAACACACUCUACUAGAAAUGUCACAAAGGAUUUGACAUCAAACAGAAUGUCACCAAUUUGGGAUUAUUUCCAGUAUAAACAGUGCAUCACACUUUUCAAAAGAAUCAAGAGAAGCGUGGGCUAUUUCUAUCAUUUAUAUUCCUUCAUGAAAUCCUAUUUUUCCACUGUAACAGCCUUCUGAUUUAAAGUCCUAAUCAAUGCUGCAAUUUAUUUCCUCCCUGUCUUUGUCAAGACACAAAACACAGUGUCCCCCCCCCGUUGCUGUUGUAUACAUGUAGCACGAUUUAAGCAUUGCACUUGGCACCAUGCUUUACCUCAUUUCAAACGAGAAAUGUAUAUGCUAAUAUGCUUAAUGAGAAAAAGAUUUGUUUUAUUUUAGGUUUGGGCCUUGCUGCUGUAAUAAAUGCUAGGGUUUUAUUUGUGAAAGGUGAUGAACUUGCUAUCUUCUGUGUUCCUGCAGUCCCUCACUCACUGUACAACACAUGACUUUAAAUGCACUCUAACCUCAUUGCAAGGGCAGGUCGGCAGCAGUGGUGGCAGCAAUCUAUUCUUUUGUUGGUAUUUUGUACCAGAAUGAUAACUGUGACGUUUAAGAAGAGAAAAAGUGCGUGUUUGCGAGGUGUUUGAGUAUUGCGGGCGUUUGCUGUAAUGUAAAUAGUGUGAUUUUAAAAGCACCUGCAGGAGAAUGGGAGUGAAUACAAAAUGUAUUGGAACUAAAUUAAGUGCAUCAUCACAUACUGCAGCAGUCUGUAAGGGACAGAGAAUAUAUCUCAUUCAUACUGUAAACAUGCUGCAGAGAUUUGCAUUCUGCACCUUAUGGAUCACAAUUUCGCCUUUUAAUGGUUUCUUUUUGUAAUUGUAGCUUAAAUAUCAACAAUAAAGUAUGGUCUGGUUGGUCAUUA
This is a messenger RNA of Leucoraja erinaceus (little skate), 9305 nucleotides long. RefSeq names its product dicer 1, ribonuclease type III (gene dicer1). Gene Ontology annotation, molecular function: ATP binding; deoxyribonuclease I activity; ribonuclease III activity. The coding region runs from base 413 to 6205 and encodes 1930 amino acids. Lineage: Eukaryota; Metazoa; Chordata; Chondrichthyes; Rajiformes; Rajidae. The record is from RefSeq and is a predicted model, not a curated record. Gene Ontology annotation, biological process: siRNA processing; pre-miRNA processing; apoptotic DNA fragmentation. The transcript has 29 exons. Gene Ontology annotation, cellular component: cytoplasm; RISC complex; nucleus.